Microtus ochrogaster (prairie vole) is the source of this 516-nucleotide messenger RNA. Its product is annotated as leukocyte-associated immunoglobulin-like receptor 2. The transcript has 3 exons. Gene Ontology annotation, cellular component: plasma membrane. Lineage: Eukaryota; Metazoa; Chordata; Mammalia; Rodentia; Cricetidae. Gene Ontology annotation, biological process: immune response-regulating signaling pathway. The coding region runs from base 1 to 516 and encodes 171 amino acids. The record is from RefSeq and is a predicted model, not a curated record.
AUGUGGUGGAAUGUCUUUCUCACUGAGAUUUCUCUUUCAGUGCUUUGCCUGGGACAGAUAAUUAAGACUCAGGAAGGAUCUCUUCCCAGACCUUCCAUCUUAGCUGAACCAGGCCUUGUGAUACGCCAAGGGCAUUUUGUAGCUUUUGUGUGCUCAAACCCUAGUGGAUAUGAUAUAUUCCGUCUGGAGAAGAAAGGUCACAAAGUCAUGGAUAAAGAGAAUAUUGGGCCUUCAAUUACAGAGGCAAGAUUCCACCUUGGCCCAGUGAAUGAAAGCACUGCUGGGAUUUAUUGCUGUAUCUAUAAGAAAGAGCCCAAUUGGUCCCUACACAGUGAGACCCUGGAGCUGAAGGUGACCAGUGAAGAUGUUACCAAGUCUCCUAACCCAGGUUCAGCAGAGACCCCAGUCUUUACCCUUCAGAUUUACACGGUGUGGAACGGUACCCGCAUGGCCCUUGCUGGAGUAAUCUUGUUUGUCCUGGGAAUAAUCAUUGGAGAAUAUUGGCACAAGGAAUGA